Molecule: messenger RNA, 537 nt
Organism: Psylliodes chrysocephalus
Lineage: Eukaryota; Metazoa; Arthropoda; Insecta; Coleoptera; Chrysomelidae
Source: the annotation of a GenBank genome assembly
AUGGUUGAAUACAUCAAUAAUUGCAUUUCAUAUCGAAGCAAAAAAUCAGAUAAAAAACGUGGUGGCCGGCAAUUUCACGUAAGUUCUGACCGAAGAAAACGUUUAAAAACAGAACAGUUAAGGAAUAAUACAUUUGUAACUAUAUUGAGUUACGCCACCGAAAUCGGCUUAAGAGGAUCGCAUGCUUUUAAAGUGCUACAUGAGAUUACAAACACAAGUCCAAAGCAUGUUAGUAAAUACAGGGCAGCUUAUAAAAAGUCACCAAGACAAGCAACGUAUGUCAGGGGAAACGCUAUAGCUGUCUUAGUGGAUACAAAACUAUCUCGGCAUCAAUAUCCAAUUAUCAGGAGUACACCAGAGAAAUUUCCCUCAUAUAAGAUUGUGCAGGCCGCAAAGAAAGAGUGUUAUCCCAGGCUAGAAAACAUAAAAAUAACCUCUACUUGCGCAGAAGUUAGUUUACAAUCUUUACUUAACCACACUCUGGAGCGAUUUCUCUCAAUAGUGGAACCUGUGAAGUCGUCACUCAAGACAGACUAA